AUGAAGAGGCAAGACUACCACCACAACAAAGCCCAAGAGCAGGAUAACAUCCCCCAAAGACCGUUCCGUCGCCUUAGUGGGUGUUCCAAUGGUCUCCGUAGCAGCUGCACGCUGUUUUCGGUGAAAGAGGACGAUUGUUGUAACUACAACACUAACAAAAAGUGCCUGAAGGAUGCUCCCCCCAAAAAGCCUUGCUCGGCCAGCACCAUCAUGGACGAUACCAGUACGGUCCCAACCUAUCUGGACGACAACGAGUCCAUGUUCUCGGAAGGAGGAGGUUCGGUCAAAUUCCCGACGCCAUCCCAGAAGGCACACUACGAACAAGUCAAGGCACGAGAGGCGCCUAACGCCAAGGCCUCGACGGUCCCCAUUGACGCCACAACCGAUAACAUAAUACUCCAACAACGCAAGCGCAUGGUGGAGGGCUACUGGGAAACCUUGCGACAACGAGACUUGGACCAGUGGCGCAAUCUCGUCACGGACGAUUACCAAAUGGUCUGUGUGGGGUCGCGGGGCAAAGUCACCCGGGUCUUGACCCACAAGGAGAUUCUACCGGCCGCCAGAGCGGUCUUUGAUGCUCUACCCGACUUUAAGUUCAUGUACCGGGACAUUCAAGAACACAAAGAGCUUCCGGGCUGUCUCGUACUCAAAGAACUCGUCGCGUCUGGGACCCACACGGGCGCCCCCUUUGCCUUGGGGCCACUCCCGCCCAUACCGGCGACGGGGAAGUUCAUUGUCUUGGACGAAUGUGAAAAUCAUUUUCAUUUUGAUCCUCACACCAACAAAAUACGGAAAAUGGAAGAAAUCGCCAUGGGAGAAAUCACGGGGAUCCCCGGUGUCUAUGCCCUCUUGAGUCGACCGUGA
Seminavis robusta is the source of this 864-nucleotide messenger RNA. NCBI's taxonomy places the organism in Eukaryota, Bacillariophyta, Bacillariophyceae, Naviculales, Naviculaceae. The record is from the annotation of a GenBank genome assembly.